GUGAUGUGAAGAAUAAAAUAUUGCAAUGGAAAACACAAAAGCUCGCUGCUUUGUGUCCAUCAAAUGGGUAAGAUUUAAAUGGCAUCAUUAGAAAUGUGCGCAUCAUUACUGUUGCAAUAAGUUAAACUAAUCUGAUUUCAGUCAACAGCUACAAAAUCUAUUAAACAUUGUGUGCAGUACAGCACAACCUACUAACGUUACUCUAAGGGAUGCUUGCAUUACUUGCUUUUCGCGUGUUACUUCAAUGGCCGAGGUAUGAGGUACAAGUCAUAUUAUUUUGAUAAAAUAUAUAAUUGAUAUGGUAUUGGCCAUAGCUACAACAUGAGAGAUCUGGUAAUUAAUGUUUCAGGGUCCUCAAGAAUUAAAUGCGUUAAGCGUUUGUGCUGUUCAGUAUUUUACAGGGUCAUACGCAGCAUGUGCUACAGCUUUAAUGGCUCUAUCUACAUCGGCGUUAAAUGUUCAACCAUCAGGGUGCUUCAUGGGUUAUUGUGACUUUGUCCGUUGUCUUAGAAGAGCGAAUUCUGUAAACUUGAUUACCCAGUGCACUCGUGAAGCAAGAACGGGUGUGAACAUAACACUGGAUGCUGAUAACGUCCGAUUUUAUACAAAUGUUACUUCUUGUAUUUUAGCUAAAUCUCGAUGUGGCUCCUUUAACCCCAUAACUGGAGAGCCCCAACUUCCUGGCUAUACUUCAUCGGGAACAAGAGUCAGUAACGCUCUUCAAAUUGCAGAAUCAGGAGAACUACGGGUUGUUGCGUUUUCUGCUAAUACUCCUGUCAGCAAUUCAUUUUGUACAAUAACUCCAAAUUUAACACAGUCUAGUUGGCUCACAAAUGUGUGCUAACUAUUACUGUUUUUAAAACUAGAUUAUCUUUUUGUGUACCUAAUAAAAUAAUUACGAACCGUUUUUAACUGAAUGAAAUCAAUAUGAAUGAAUAAAGUUUUUGCCAUAGUCUUCGAAAAUAAUCAAAAUGUCAUUUGACCUGUGUCACUUUUUCUUU
This is a messenger RNA of Helicoverpa armigera (cotton bollworm), 1001 nucleotides long. RefSeq lists its product as uncharacterized. NCBI's taxonomy places the organism in Eukaryota, Metazoa, Arthropoda, Insecta, Lepidoptera, Noctuidae. The record is from RefSeq and is a predicted model, not a curated record. The transcript is spliced from 3 exons. Bases 341 to 844 code for a protein of 167 amino acids.